Equus caballus (horse) is the source of this 2165-nucleotide messenger RNA. RefSeq names its product leucine zipper and EF-hand containing transmembrane protein 2 (gene LETM2). The record is from RefSeq and is a predicted model, not a curated record. Gene Ontology annotation, molecular function: ribosome binding. Gene Ontology annotation, cellular component: mitochondrial inner membrane. NCBI's taxonomy places the organism in Eukaryota, Metazoa, Chordata, Mammalia, Perissodactyla, Equidae. Gene Ontology annotation, biological process: intracellular monoatomic cation homeostasis.
GGAAGGAGGUGGAGCCAUAGAGACUUGGCCUCCGGCCUGUCUAGCUUGGGGAGCUGCGGGAGGGGGAAGUCGAGAAGGGAGCGGAGGACUGAGGCAGCCGUUCCGGGGAGCCGCCCGAAGAGGUAGAAGUGGGGGGCCGAGUCCUCCGGCUGUUACUGGGUGGACCGAGCCUGCCUGUUUUCCUCCGGAGUCCGCUCCCUCCGCAUCCUGCUCCUCCCAUCAGCGCCCCGCUUUCCCGACAGCUUCCAGUUCCCCACCUCGCUCUCCUCGGCCCUGGACCCUGUCCCCCUGCUCGCCCCCCAACUUUGGAGCUCAGCCUCCGUUCCCCCUCCUUCCGUGCUUUGCCUCCUUUCUCUUCCGUACCCCGCACCGUGCUUCUCGUCGUCUACCUUCCGUAAACCCGAAUCCCCUAGGAGGUUCCCGUGCCUGCACCACCCCCGCACCCCAAAACAAAGACACCCCCCCCCCAGACCUCACCACUACAAACACAGCCCACCAACACACAACGCCCACCAAAGCCACCGGCUGAGGGAGCCGAGGGCUCGCUUUGCCCCCGAGUCGUCCAGUGCCCGAAGCAAAGGUGCCUAUGUUGACUAGUUGAGACAGAUAUAAACAUGGCCUUCUACAGUUAUAAUACAGUCUUAGCUAUUGCCCGGACAAGAUUCCCUGGCCAUUUUGUCCAUUCUACCAGCUCUGCUUAUUCCCCAUCAUUUGCAUUUCUUCACUUGCCAGAUUCCCGUUUAAAUAAAAUGUAUAUGAAGAACUGCGGAAGCAAAAAAUACUCCUACCCUAGUCAGUCAGCCAGUAAAGUGCUUCGCUUACGAACUACAACGAUAGAAAAGCUGCAUACGUCAACUUGCUGGCUACAACAGUUCCCUGGCAAACCUCAGCUAGAGCAAACCACAAAAAAGCCACGGGUGACAAGCCCUCAGCCCACAAAAGAAACUGGCAUGAGGAUUGAGGAGGAAAAGCGAUCUUAUAGACAAAAAAUUAUGGAUGAACUUAAAUAUUAUUACAAUGGAUUCUACUUGCUUUGGAUUGACACCAAAGUUGCUGCCAGAAUGGUUUGGAGGCUGUUGCACGGACAGGUGCUGACCAGGAGAGAGAGACGAAGGCUAUUGAGAACUUGUGUUGAUUUCUUCCGCCUGGUUCCAUUUAUGGUGUUCAUAAUUGUACCCUUCAUGGAAUUCUUAUUACCAGUGUUUCUGAAACUCUUCCCAGAGAUGUUGCCAUCAACUUUUGAAAGUGAAUCCAAAAAGGAAGAAAAACAGAGGAAGAAAAUGGCUGCAAAGUUGGAACUAGCAAAAUUUCUUCAAGAAACAAUUACAGAAAUGGCAAGAAGGAACAGGGCCAAGUUAGGAGAUGCCUCCACACAGUUCUCGUUCUACGUCAAACAGGUCCAGACAGGACACAAGCCCAGCACAAAGGAGAUAGUUCGCUUUUCCAAACUAUUUGAGGAUCAGCUAACCCUGGAGCACCUGGAUCGACCUCAGCUGGUUGCCCUUUGCAAACUGCUAGAAUUGCAGUCCUUUGGAACCAACAAUUUACUCCGCUUUCAGCUCCUGAUGAAACUGAAGUCUAUAAAAGCAGAUGAUGAAAUAAUUGCCAAAGAAGGAGUGAGUGCUUUGAGUGUGUCAGAACUACAAGCUGCCUGUAGGGCCCGAGGGAUGAGGUCACUGGGUCUCACUGAGGAACAGCUGAGACAACAGCUCACAGAGUGGCAGGACCUCCACCUGAAGGAGAAUGUCCCUCCUUCUCUUUUGCUCCUGUCACGAACCUUCUACCUGAUAGAUGUGAAGCCGAAGCCAAUUGAGAUACCACUAAGUGGGGAGGCUCCAAAGAUGAGUGUUCCUGUGGAAUCACCUGCUUCGCCUGAAUCUAAAGAGAAUGUGGUAGACUUAGCACCUCAACUGAAGGGAACUAAGGAUGAAGAAGUUAUAAAACUACCACCAGUUACAUCAUCACCCAUCACACCAUCAACACCUGUUUCGUUACCUAAAGGAUCCAUCACUUCUGCUAAAGAAGCUACACUCCAGGCCAAAUCACAAAAGACAACCCAGAACAGCCAGGCUAGUUCAAAAGGAGCAUAAGGACUACUGGAGGAUGAAGCUCACUCUCUCCGGCUUCCUGCCCUCAGCAGUGGCAUCCGUGAAAGACCUCCCAGC